Messenger RNA from Moneuplotes crassus, 1782 nucleotides. Lineage: Eukaryota; Ciliophora; Spirotrichea; Euplotida; Euplotidae. The record is from the annotation of a GenBank genome assembly.
AUGGGUUGUUUUAACAGUAAGAAAGCAGAUACUAGCACUAUUAAAAUAAAAGAUCCAAACACUUUUUUAAAAAGAAAUCAUUCCAAAAACAAGGAAUCUCAGAAAUCCUCUCAAAACUAUUUCGUAGAAUGCUCAAAUAAACAUAAGGUAAACCAUGGAAACACUUCACAAAUUCAUAACUCUAAAACAAAAAAGGAAGAAGAAAUCAAAAAGCUACCUGAUAAUAAACCUCUAGUAAACACUGGUUCAAGCACAAGAAGAAACGAUGCAGAAAGAGAAAUUGAGCUCAAAAAUAAACAAAUUAACAAAAAAGACCUUAACUCAAAAGAGAAAGAGGAGCAAAAAUCAAAUUCGAAGAAUGUGCAACCAACAGUACCGAAAUGAAUGAGUACAGAAGCUCCUUCUAAGAAUAUCAAACCACUGAAUCCAGAUCUCCCAAAGAAACUCUUAGACGUUAUCUUAUGAGGCAAUAAAGAUAAUGGACCUGGGUUAUUGGCCAAGAUUCAAGAAAUUGAGUUAGAUAAUAUAAGUAGUCUGUCAAUACUCAAAGGGCAAUACUUCUCUAUAUUUGAAUUGAAGAAACUCCUUUCAGCAAUAAACCCAGAGACUAUGAAGUAUUUCAUGCUUGACUACCACUCGAGUUUUACUAAGAUAUUGAGACAUUGUAAACAGGUCUUCACUAAUGUAAAGGAUGUGGUUCAUCUGAAUAACCUCAAAAUUACUCUAUCUGAUUUUGAAGCUAUCCUUGAGUACUGAAAAUAAUGCAAAGACGAUAGUUUUUGAAAACUGAGAGCUUAUCAAAAAUCCUUGUAACAAGCAUAAGCUACCUCUUUCUCAAAGUUCAGAUACUCAGAAGUUGGUAUUUAGUAAUUGAUUUGGAAAUGAUCAUGAAGCUUUGGAGGAAGCUUUUGGUAUUAUUAAGAAAAUAUAGUUCUCAGAACAAAAAUAGACAUAGACUUUUAUGUCUCAGAACAAACGUAUGAGAAUGACCAAGAGGACAUCAAAGAUCUUGAAGAAAUCAUAAAGAGAGAAAACCAACUGAGAAAAUCCAAAUUCAUAAUGCAGUUUAAAGAUUCAGAAAUAAGAACUGAGGAAGAUGGUACUAUUAAAAGUUUUUACGGUGCAAAUAGCAUAAAGCACGGUUAUUGUGAAGAAAAGAUCAACAGUAAUACUAUUGAAGCAAUUUAUGUUAAUGGAAAAUACCAUGGUUAUGUCAGAACUCUUGAUCAAGCAGGUAAAGUCAUCAGCCAAUAUUAUUAUUGCCAAGGCAAAGCUCAUGGGCUCGCAAUAAAUGAUGAUACAAUUUCUUUGUUCUGUCAAGGAGCUCAUACUUGUACUUUUGGUGAAGAAGAAUCCAAGAAAAUUUUAUCAGGAGAUCAAUUUUGGAAAAAUUCAAUGAAUUCUUCAGAGCAAUAUUCUCUUCAGUUUCUUCCUCAAUCCUUAGACUCAAAGAACCCUCCUGAAGAAUUUAUGACUCUAAAGAAAGAAGCCGAAAGAAUUAAAGCCCUAUCUCCUCAAAACAGUGCCUCAAAAUGGGUGUUUUCAUUCCCAAAAUUCACCCUAGACUCGUUUAAACAAAAUAUCACCCCAAUCCUAUCCUCCUCCAACCCCCCAAAAACCUCUUCGCCCUCUCCCUCCCCCAACCCAACCCUCUUCCAAAACCAAAAAUCCACAAUAGAAGACCUAUUCAGCUCAUGCCGCCUCGACCAAGGCAGCCUGAACGUAAAGGAGCCUGCCCAGAGACUUCCUCCCUUCAUUAUUGAAUAAUUUGUAGUUCAAGAU